Messenger RNA from Xylaria bambusicola, 882 nucleotides. RefSeq lists its product as uncharacterized. Lineage: Eukaryota; Fungi; Ascomycota; Sordariomycetes; Xylariales; Xylariaceae. The coding region runs from base 488 to 868 and encodes 126 amino acids. The record is from RefSeq and is a predicted model, not a curated record. The transcript is spliced from 2 exons.
UUAUGAGUGGCAAAUUUUCAUAAUAUCAUAGUACAAAACUCUUUGCUAAGAUGAUGCCCGAAAAGUCAAAGCGGGGUUGCAACAUAUCCAAACCGCCUUGCACCCAUUUGAGCGACAAGACAUGAUACGGAUAGAUAUACGGAUUCUCUGUACGGAGUAGCCAGCUAUAAAAGAGGAAAAGAUCACGCUCUCCACCGAUUCCUGGUGUUGCGGCGCACCCGACCAGGGGCCCGAGAUCCCGGACGCGAUGACGAUGACAAAUGGAUGACGUAGUUGACGGUCAAUCAAUUGGCACGCAACGCAAAACACCAACAUGAAACUGGUUGCCUAUGUCGGCUUAUAUAACCAUUUCAAUCAAACAUAUGCUCCUCAUGCAUAGUCAAGAGAAUAAUAAAUUCAGUUCACAUAGUUACCACUGAAUAUCCCAUUGCUACAAUCUGGAAAGACGGACUAAAAGCGAUUCUCCAAACAACUAACAUCGAUAAUCAUGUAUAUCCCCACAGCACAGAGCGUCCUAACCGCAGGCCUAGCCCUGACAGGUUUACACAACAAACCAUCGGAGGUAGCCUCAGGCAAAGUCAUGGACUACGCAGUAGAAAAGUGCUACGACGGCGACAACACGCGCUGCACGACGCCGUUCCUAGUGACCAAGUCGACGUGCUACGAGAUCAAGUGGUCGACGGCGGGCGCGCUAACGCACACGACGGCCGAGGUCCGCGACGCCGGCUCCGGCGAGCUCGUCUACUACCGCGACACGGACGGCCAGUGGACCCCCGAGAAGGGCGAGCUCGUGUACAUGGACUUCAAGCCCAAGGUGCCCGGGACAGGAAACUCGACGGUCGAGUACCGGGUUACUACAUGCGAGUAAAUCCGCGUGGGUGA